GUCAUUUGGGAUUUAAAUCACCGCUGAAGGGUCAGGAUACAGUGAAAUCCCCUUUGUCCCAAAUGAGUUUGUUAAAGUGAGACUCCAGCAUGGAUGUGAUCAGCGUCAGUGCUGAGAAGUGGUGAAAGAGUGAGGACCUUGGCUAAGCCCAGGCACAGGGCUCUGAGAGUCUGUCCUUAGCAGGGGAGGGUUCUUUCACAGCAUUACAUCUACAUUAGAAAACGUGCUCAGUAAACACAUCCGAGACUGACUCAAGCAAGGGGCUGACAUCUUUCUGGAGCUGUCAUAAACUUCCAUCAUGAGACCUUGUCUAGCAACUUCCAUUCAGUGGGACAUAUGCACAGUCCUUGCAUUGAUAUUCCUUAAUGUUCAGGCAUUUCCACAGACAGAGAUAAAACUCAGUCAAGCAUUCACGGAUAUAAGUCAGCCUUUCACCUGCCCACUGUUUUGGACUGAGUAUAAUAGCAAUUGCUACAGGUUCUUCCCAAUGAAUAAAACAUGGGCAGAAGCAGAUUUUUACUGCUCAGAGUUCUCACUUGGAAGGACAACCGCUAAAUUAGUUUCUAUCCACAGUUGGGAUGAAAAUGUCUUUGUCUUUGACCUUGUCAAUAGUCAGGUGACAGGAGUCCCUACAGAUAUAUGGAUAGGAUUAAGCGACAGAAGGCAGGAAGGGGAGUUUGAAUGGACAGAUGGGACACUCAAUGAUUAUAAUUACUGGGAUGGAAACCAACCAGAUGAUGCGACCAACUCCAGUCCUGAAGAUGAGGACUGUGUACAGAUGUGGUACCGAUACUACAGUGCGUUGCGCUCCUGGAAUGACAACAGCUGCAAUCGUGAGUUCCCUUUUGUCUGCAAGAUACCUUCCCUGACCAACAUGUGAUUGUUCUUCUUGCUGUCACAGAAUCCAAAAAACCUUUGACUGUUCAUGGACGAUUGGCAGAAGCACAAUAUGACCAAUAUGAUUAAAGAAGCACAAUAUGACCUUGAGUCUAUAACCAAAGUUGACCGUCAAUAAAAAUCUUACAUAAUGGAUGAGCCUGAACUGCACACAUAGCAGACUAUUGAUCUAGUCACAGUGGAUGGAAUCGCUUUUUGUCAGUACAAGUGCAAGACAAUAAAGGACAUUCCUAAUUUA
Molecule: messenger RNA, 1135 nt
Organism: Xenopus laevis (African clawed frog)
Lineage: Eukaryota; Metazoa; Chordata; Amphibia; Anura; Pipidae
Gene: clec19a.S
Product: C-type lectin domain family 19 member A S homeolog
Exons: 5
Coding region: 299-880 (193 amino acids)
Molecular function (GO): carbohydrate binding
Source: RefSeq, a predicted model, not a curated record